Bufo bufo (common toad) is the source of this 7644-nucleotide messenger RNA. It is a transcript of the gene CACNA1D, whose product is annotated as calcium voltage-gated channel subunit alpha1 D. The transcript has 48 exons. The record is from RefSeq and is a predicted model, not a curated record. Gene Ontology annotation, biological process: calcium ion import across plasma membrane. NCBI's taxonomy places the organism in Eukaryota, Metazoa, Chordata, Amphibia, Anura, Bufonidae. The coding region runs from base 208 to 6612 and encodes 2134 amino acids. Gene Ontology annotation, molecular function: high voltage-gated calcium channel activity. Gene Ontology annotation, cellular component: membrane; voltage-gated calcium channel complex.
CCCAUUCUCCACCAGUCAGCAGUGACGGGAGACAGGAGCGGUUGCCAUGAGAACCACGGUCGCCCGGAUGUGAGAAGAUGCCGGCCGGAGCUGCCAGCGAUCGCCCGGUGCCUCAUCAGUGACAUGGGGGGCGGGUAGGAGAGGGGCCGGACGGAAGAGUGUGCGCGGCUCGGUGCGGGAUCUCGGCUUUCUCUGGAGGGGGCAAGGAUGGACGAGCCGGGGGAGCUCGGUGGAGGGGCGAACUAUGCAAGUAGCAGGCGACCUCCACUUGCUGUUGACGGGUCAAGCCUCCAGUCCAGGGAUCCAGCACCAUCCAAGCAGACAGUCCUAUCUUGGCAAGCUGCGAUCGAUGCUGCCAGACAGGCCAAGGCGGCCCAGAACAUGAGCACUGCUGAGCCCCUGCCGGUUGGAUCUCUGUCACAGAAAAAACGGCAGCAGUAUGCUAAGAGCAAGAAACAAGGGGGCAGCUCGACCAACAGACCAGCCCGUGCCCUUUUCUGCUUGUCUCUCAAUAACCCAAUCCGGAGAGCCUGUAUCAGUAUAGUAGAAUGGAAACCAUUUGACAUAUUUAUAUUAGUGGCGAUUUUUGCCAAUUGUGUGGCCUUAGCUGUUUACAUCCCAUUCCCUGAAGACGAUUCAAACUCCACCAACCACAACCUGGAAAAAGUAGAGUACGCCUUCCUCAUCAUUUUUACCAUUGAAACCUUUUUGAAGAUAAUAGCAUAUGGACUAGUAAUGCAUCCCAACGCUUAUGUCCGAAAUGGAUGGAACUUACUGGAUUUUGUCAUAGUCAUUGUAGGAUUGUUUAGUGUAGCUUUGGAGCAACUUAAUUUUGGUACCAAAGAAGUUGAAGGAGGAACUCAGUCGACUGGGAAAUCUGGUGGUUUUGAUGUGAAAGCUCUACGAGCCUUUCGUGUGUUACGUCCCCUUCGAUUAGUGUCUGGUGUGCCCAGUUUACAAGUUGUCUUGAACUCCAUAAUUAAAGCCAUGGUUCCCCUGCUGCACAUCGCUCUUUUGGUCCUGUUUGUUAUUAUUAUUUAUGCUAUUAUUGGACUAGAGCUUUUUGUCGGGAAAAUGCACAAAUCCUGUUUUUCCAUUGGCUCUGACAUGCUAGCCGAAGAUGAACCUGCGCCCUGUGCAUUCUCAGGGAACGGGCGCGUUUGUCCUGUAAAUGGUUCAGAAUGUAAAAGCGGAUGGGCCGGACCUAAUGGGGGAAUAACCAAUUUCGAUAACUUUGCCUUUGCAAUGUUAACUGUGUUCCAGUGUAUUACCAUGGAGGGCUGGACUGAUGUUUUAUAUUGGAUGAAUGAUGCUAUGGGAUUUGAAUUGCCUUGGGUUUAUUUUGUCAGUCUCGUCAUCUUUGGGUCAUUUUUCGUGCUAAAUCUUGUUCUUGGUGUGUUAAGCGGGGAGUUUUCCAAGGAAAGAGAGAAGGCAAAAGCCAGAGGUGACUUUCAAAAGUUACGUGAAAAGCAGCAGCUGGAGGAGGAUUUGAAGGGUUACCUGGACUGGAUCACGCAAGCUGAAGACAUCGACCCCGAGAAUGAUGAGGAGGGUGAUGAAGAGUGCAAGCGCAAUAUGAGUAUGCCAACCAGCGAGACAGAAUCCGUAAAUACCGAAAAUGUUGGUGCGGAAGGAGAGAAUACCGGGUGCUGUGGCACUAUGUGUCAGUCCAUUUCCAAGUCUAAAUUCAGUCGACGCUGGCGUCGGUGGAACCGGUUUAAUCGGAGAAGGUGCCGAGCUGCAGUGAAAUCUGUGUCCUUUUACUGGCUAGUUAUCAUCUUGGUCUUUCUCAAUACACUGACUAUCUCAUCGGAGCACUACAAUCAGCCUGAGUGGCUGACCCAAAUACAAGACAUCGCCAAUAAAGUCCUCCUGGCUUGUUUCACCUGUGAGAUGUUAGUGAAGAUGUACAGCCUGGGCCUUCAAGCCUACUUUGUCUCUCUGUUCAAUCGCUUUGACUGCUUUGUGGUGUGUGGCGGCAUCACCGAAACCAUCCUAGUGGAGCUGGAGAUUAUGUCACCUUUGGGGAUAUCUGUGUUUCGAUGUGUCCGACUCUUACGGAUCUUUAAAGUCACCAGGCACUGGGCUUCCCUCAGCAACCUUGUAGCAUCGCUCUUAAACUCCAUGAAAUCCAUUGCUUCCUUAUUGCUCCUUCUUUUCCUCUUCAUCAUCAUUUUCUCUCUUCUUGGAAUGCAAUUAUUCGGGGGCAAGUUUAACUUUGAUGAAACGCAGACGAAAAGAAGCACCUUCGAUAACUUCCCCCAGUCCCUCCUGACGGUAUUCCAGAUCCUAACAGGAGAAGACUGGAACGCUGUGAUGUAUGAUGGGAUCAUGGCGUAUGGCGGGCCAUCUUCUUCAGGGAUGAUUGUGUGUGUAUACUUCAUCAUACUGUUUAUCUGUGGUAACUAUAUUCUGCUCAAUGUCUUCUUGGCCAUUGCUGUGGAUAAUCUGGCGGAUGCAGAGAGCUUGAACACUGCACAGAAAGAAGCUGCGGAGGAAAAGGAGAAGAAAAAGAGCGCGAGGAAAGAAAGUCUGGAAAACAAGGAGAUUGAAAAGGCGGAGAAUGAUCGGAAAAAAGCGAUCGAGUCAAAGGUAUCGGUUGAUGAAGAAGCGGAAGAUCAAAAGGAACAUAAUGAUCCAGAUGAGGAAGAUGAAGAUGAACCAGAAGUACCAGCAGGUCCUCGUCCACGUAGGAUGUCCGAGCUAAAUAUGAAAGAGAAGAUAACCCCAAUUCCGGAGGGCAGCGCCUUCUUUAUUUUCAGCAACACUAACCCGAUUCGUGUGGGCUGCCACAAGCUUAUUAACCAUCACAUCUUCACCAACCUCAUCCUAGUGUUUAUAAUGCUGAGCAGCGCGUCACUAGCAGCCGAGGAUCCCAUCCGCAGCCAUUCAUUCCGGAAUAUAAUUCUUGGUUACUUUGACUAUGCUUUCACAGGAAUCUUUACCGUUGAAAUCUGCUUAAAGAUGAUGACCUUCGGAGCGUUUCUCCACAAAGGCGCUUUCUGCAGAAACUAUUUUAAUUUACUGGAUUUAUUGGUCGUCGGGGUUUCGCUGGUUUCCUUUGGGAUUCAGUCAAGUGCUAUAUCUGUGGUCAAGAUCCUGAGAGUUCUGCGGGUGCUCCGACCCCUGAGAGCCAUUAACAGGGCAAAAGGCCUAAAGCAUGUCGUCCAAUGUGUGUUUGUCGCCAUCCGAACUAUCGGUAACAUCAUGAUUGUGACCACUUUGCUACAGUUCAUGUUUGCUUGUAUUGGCGUUCAGCUGUUUAAGGGCAAGUUCUACCGAUGUUCAGAUGAAGCAAAGCAGACGCCAGAAGAGUGCAAGGGAAAGUACAUUGUGUAUAAGGAUGGCGACGUCAACAGCCCUUCUAUCCGAGAGAGACACUGGAAUAACAGUGAAUUCAAUUUUGAUAAUGUUCUGUCGGCCAUGAUGGCACUCUUCACAGUUUCCACCUUUGAGGGAUGGCCAGCACUCUUGUACAAGGCCAUCGAUUCCAACGGGGAAAAUGUCGGCCCCAUCUACAACAACAGAGUGGAAAUCUCCAUCUUCUUCAUCAUCUAUAUCAUCAUCAUUGCUUUCUUCAUGAUGAACAUAUUCGUGGGUUUCGUUAUCGUCACAUUUCAAGAACAGGGAGAGAAGGAAUACAAGAACUGUGAGCUGGACAAGAACCAGCGACAGUGUGUGGAGUAUGCACUGAAAGCCCGUCCUCUCAGAAGAUACAUCCCCAAGAACCCCUACCAGUACAAGUUUUGGUAUGUCGUCAACUCCACUGGGUUUGAGUACAUCAUGUUUGUUCUCAUCAUGCUGAAUACACUGUGCUUGGCUAUGCAGCAUUACGGACAAUCGAAAAUCUUUAAUGAUGUCAUGGACGUGAUGAAUAUGGUCUUCACUGCCGUCUUCACUGUAGAAAUGGUUUUGAAACUUAUAGCUUUCAAACCGAAGAUUUGUGUGCCCAAAAAAAAACGUUGGCUCGGUUAUUUUAGUGAUGCCUGGAACACCUUUGAUUCACUCAUCGUUUUCGGCAGCAUAGUAGACGUGGUCCUCAGUGAAGCUGAUAAAUUUCUACAGAGCUCAGAAGACAGCGCCCGCAUCUCAAUCACUUUCUUCCGACUAUUCAGAGUCAUGCGACUCGUGAAACUUCUAAGCAGGGGCGAAGGGAUCCGAACGUUGCUGUGGACAUUCAUAAAGUCCUUUCAGGCUUUACCGUACGUCGCCCUCCUUAUCGCCAUGUUGUUUUUCAUCUAUGCUGUGAUUGGCAUGCAGGUUUUUGGUAAAAUAGCCAUGAGGGAUAACACCCAGAUUAAUAGGAACAACAAUUUUCAGACCUUUCCACAAGCGGUCCUGCUGUUAUUCAGGUGUGCCACGGGCGAGGCCUGGCAGGACAUCAUGCUGGCAUGCUUGCCAGGAAAGCUCUGUGACCCCGAUUCAGAUUUCAGCACUGGAGAGGAGUACACAUGUGGGAGCAACUUUGCCAUUGUCUAUUUCAUCACAUUUUACAUGUUGUGUGCAUUCCUGAUCAUCAACCUGUUUGUGGCCGUCAUCAUGGACAACUUUGACUACCUGACUCGCGAUUGGUCCAUACUGGGUCCUCAUCACUUGGAUGAAUUUAAAAGAAUAUGGUCUGAAUAUGAUCCAGAAGCCAAGGGAAGAAUUAAACACCUGGACGUGGUCACUCUGCUCCGCCGCAUUCAGCCGCCUCUGGGCUUCGGGAAAUUGUGCCCUCACAGAGUGGCUUGUAAGAGACUGGUGGCCAUGAAUAUGCCACUGAAUAGUGAUGGGACCGUCAUGUUUAAUGCCACCUUGUUUGCUUUGGUUAGAACUGCCCUGAAAAUCAAAACUGAGGGUAAUCUAGAACAAGCCAAUGAGGAACUCCGAGCCGUCAUCAAGAAGAUAUGGAAGAAGACAAGUAUGAAGCUUCUGGACCAAGUAGUGCCCCCUGCAGGCGAUGAUGAGGUAACCGUGGGGAAGUUCUAUGCCACCUUCCUGAUACAGGACUACUUUAGGAAAUUCAAGAAACGCAAGGAACAAGGACUGGUGGGAAAGUACCCUACAAAGAACUCCACUGUGGCACUACAGGCUGGACUUCGGACACUUCAUGACAUUGGCCCUGAAAUCCGCCGAGCAAUAUCAUGUGACCUGCAAGAUGACGAGCCGGAGCAAAACAACCAUGAGGAGAAAGAAGAAGAUAUAUACAGGAGAAAUGGAGGUCUAUUUGGAAACCAUGUCAAUCAUGUGGUCAAUGACAGACGUGAAGCCUACCAGCAAACUAAUACCACGCGGCGUCCCCUGCAUGUGCAGCGCCCAUCAAUACGCUCUGCCAGCGACACUGACAAGUCUGCAUAUUCCCACACUGGAAACUCCAUACAUCACAAUCACCAUAACCAUGAAUACUCUGGGAAACAUGUAUCCAACUCCACAAAUGCCAACCUAAACAACGCCAAUGUUUUCAAACCUAUGAACGGGAAACACGCCAGUCUGUCAGCCCACGAUCACACAUCUCAGAACGGUUACUACACUUACUCUAGAAAUGACUACGAGAAACCUCGAAAGUCCAGCAUCAAGAGAUCAGAGUCCGGAGAAAGGAACUUGCCUGUUAUCUUCCGUGAAGAUCCUGACUUCUUGGACUACAGUGAGGAUCCUUACCUAGGGGAACCAGAGUACUAUAGUGGAGACGAGUGUUAUGAAGAGGACACCAUGCUCUCUGAAGACAGGCAACUGUAUGCGGAGCCGUCGUUGUAUUCAGCCAGCGAUUUAGACUAUGAGAGACCCAAAGGCUACCACCAUCCCCACAGCUUUUUUGAAGAAGAUGAUCCCCAGAUAUGUUUUGAGUCAAGGAAAUCACCGAGACGGAGAUUACUACCUCCAACUCCUCCAUCAAACAGAAGAUCGUCAUUUAAUUUUGAAUGCCUUCGAAGACAAAGUAGUCAGGAUGAGAUACCUCUGUCCCCGACGUUUCAUCACCGCACGGCACUGCCCCUACAUCUAAUGCAGCAGCAGAUUAUGGCGGUAGCUGGCCUGGACCCCAGCAAAGCUCAGAAACAUUCGCCUUGUCGCUCUACUCGGUCUUGGGCUACUCCACCGGCAACUCCGAACCAAAGGGACCGCACCUCAUUCUACACCCCCCUCAUCCGGGUGGACCGCGCCGAGUCUAAGGAGCACAUGAAUGGGAGCCUCCCGUCCUUGCAGAGAAGCUCAUGGUACACAGAUGACACAGAUAUUUCAUAUAGGACAUUUACACAAUCCAACCUGACUGUGCCCAACGACUUCAGGAACAAACAGAGCGACAAACAGAGGAGCGCAGACAGCCUUGUGGAAGCUGUGCUAAUCUCGGAAGGUUUGGGAAGAUACGCUCGAGAUCCUAAAUUUGUGUCUGCCACCAAACAUGAAAUUGCUGAUGCUUGUGACAUGACUAUCGACGAGAUGGAGAGCGCAGCCAGCAAUCUCCUGAAUGGCAGCAUUCGUAACGGGACAGCAGGGGGCGAUAUGUUCCCCAUCCUAAGCAGGAGAGACUAUGAUCUUCAAGACUUUGGCCCUGGGUACAGUGACGAGGAGCCGGAGACCAAUAAAUAUGAAGAAGAUCUAGCUGAUGAAAUGAUUUGUAUAACGACGUUAUAGCAUUUAACGAAAAACACUUAGGAUUCUAUAAAACAACAACAACUAAAAAAAAAAAAGUGCCUCUCAAUUCCUGAUGGACGGCACUAAACCAGAAGACUGACCAGUCAAGCCAUGGAUGGGGCACAGCGUCCUGGCACAUCUGUUGCUGGUAGACUACAAAGCCCAGUGGCCAGGUCCUGGAGGAUGGCUUCGAGAACUGGAUGGAGAAGUGGAGAUGGAGGAGGAUCAAACCAUAUUGUGUUAUAUGUGAACAGUAUGCCGCAUGGUGCACCUGAAUCAGUGAUGCAAAUGUGUGAUAUAUGGUGAUGACAAUCAAAAUGCCCUCGUCAUUACCCUCAGCCAUACACAUCAUAUCAGAUAUCUGAUCGCUUCUGUCACGUCUUUUACCAGCGGUGGUCAGGCCCUGUUGUCUUCUGCAGUCUCACCCUCCUCUAUGGAGCGGGGUAUGGGUGCGCACGGGAUGAUCACCCCUGGAUAGUGUGAAGUUACCUUUACCUAGAGGAUAUAUCAUUUCAGUAGUCAACUUUUUUUUUUUACUAUUACCUAAAGGGCAAAUGACACUGGAAUAGCUGCAAAUAAUGCACUGACACCCAGAAUUAAGUCAGUAGGUUUUCUGUAAAUGACCUGUAAUAUACGACUAUUUGUAAAGAGAUGUUCUAUAUUUUGUAAUCCUUUGCGGUAAAUCGAGCUGCAGCAAUAUCUACCGGGUUCUGAGUUUAUGUCGUUCUCCACAAAGAUUAGCAAUGCAAUUAUUAUUAUUUUUUCUGCCAUUCCAUAGAGAUCUACUGUAAAACAAUCUAUUCAUAGACACGGAAAAGGUUCAGAUUUUCAAAUCAAAAAUUUAUGAAGAAAUUUUUAAAAAUACAAAUAUUUUAUGUCCAAAGAAAUAUUCUAAACAGAGAAGAUAUGCAAUUAUUAGAGUGAUACGAAAUGAGUGGUUGAGGUUUUUUUUUUUCAUGUGAUGUUGAGCUGUGAAACUUUUUAAAUCUGCAAUGAAACUUUUACCAAAAACAUUUUUUUAGGUUAAUUUUC